UUACAGUUAAUAAAAUAAAGCAACGUCUGUCUGAAGUUGUGUAUAAGUUGUGUGGAUUUGUGUGGAAGACGUCUAAGAGUUGUGUAGUUUAGUAAUUAUUUAGUGUAUGAGCCGUGUAGUUGUUGUAUACUUGUUGAUUAAGGAUUGGGUAUGAGUUGUGUAUUCAUUGUGUAGUUGUUGUGUAUUUGUUUUGUAGCUGUUGAAUAUGAGUUGCGUGUUUAUUUUGUAUUGGCUGAGGAAGUGUUGUUUAUGAGUUGUUGUGUAGUUGCACACCCCGUGCUUUGCCCCCCUUCCUCCCACCCAGUCUGGUCACGUGUCCACAGACUCAGACUCUGACUCCACUUCCUCAAAGCGAAGCUCCGUGGGCUCCGUGGGUUCAUCGUGUCCCGGGGACUGAACCAGCAGGAACCGAACCGGCCUCUCCGCCUUCUCCCUCUCUACCUGUGUGUGUGUGUGUGUGUGUGUGUGUGAGUGUGGCCCAAUGUCAGGUCCGAGGACCGGAGCUGGAGCGACCUGCGGCCCGCGGAGGGCACGCGACGCCGCCCUCACGCUCCUCGCGCUGCUCACCUGCUGCGUCAGGUGUGAAACCUUGAAACCGAGCAACGUGGUGCUGAUCGUGGCCGACGACCAGGACCUUCAGCUGGGAGGCUUGACGCCGAUGAAGAAGACCAGGCAGCUGAUCGGAGGUGAAGGAGCAUCGUUUGUGAACUCGUUCACCGUCACCCCGUUGUGUUGCCCGAGCCGCGGCGGCAUCCUGACGGGGCGUUACCCCCACAACCACCAGGUGAGGAACAACUCCCUGGGGGGCAACUGCUCCAGCCCGGCGUGGCAGAAGGGCCCCGAGGCCGAGGCCUUCCCCGUGUUCCUCAGCAAACAGAAGUACCAGACGUUCUUCGCCGGGAAGUACCUCAACCAGUACGGCCACAAAGAAGCAGGCGGCGUCGGCCAUAUUCCUCCAGGCUGGGACCAGUGGCAUGCGCUGGUGGGAAACUCUCAGUACUACAACUACACUCUGUCUGUGAACGGGAAAGCGGAGCCGCACGGGGACAGUUAUGAGAAGGACUACCUGACAGACCUCAUCUUGAACCGGUCCCUUCACUUCCUGGACGACCGGAGUCCUCAGCAUCCCUUCUUCAUGAUGCUGUCUCCUCCAGCGUCUCACUCCCCCUGGACGGCGGCGCCUCAGUACCAGAAGGAGUUCACCAACAUUCAGGCUCCUCGAGACGGAAGCUUCAACAAACCGGCCAAGGACAAACACUGGCUGCUGCGCCAAGCCGUCAACCCGAUGUCCAACAGCUCGAUCACCUUCCUGGACAACGCUUUCAGGAAACGGUGGCAGACGCUGUUGUCGGUGGACGACAUGGUGGAGAAGCUGGUGAAGAAGCUCGAAAGCAUGAAGGAGCUGGACAACACCUACAUCUUCUACACCUCGGACAACGGCUACCACACAGGUCAGUUCUCUCUGCCCAUCGAUAAGAGGCAGCUCUAUGAAUUCGACAUCAGAGUCCCGCUCAUGGUCCGAGGUCCGGGCAUCAAACCGAACCAGACGCUGCAGGCUCCGGUGCUGAACAUCGACCUGGCCCCCACCAUCCUGGACAUCUCUGGCCUCAACCUGUCGUCCGUCAACGUGGACGGGCAGUCGUUCCUCUCUCAGAUGGCUCCGUCGCUGCGUAACGGCUCGGCCCGACCGUUCUUCCUGGUGGAAUACACCGGGGAGGGAAGUCCAACCGCUGACCCUUCCUGUCCGAAACUAGGCCCCGGAGUGUCUCAAUGUUUCCCGGACUGUGUGUGCGAAGACGCCUACAACAACACAUACGCCUGCGUCAGGUCCCUGGACGACAAAGUCAACCUGCAGUACUGUGAGUUUGCAGACAGCGAGUCGUUUGUGGAGGUGUACGACCUGAAGAAGGACCAACACCAGCUGGUGAACAUCGUGAAGACGGUGGAUCCGUCCGUCCUGCAGACCAUGAACCAGAGGCUCAUAAAGCUCCAGUCCUGCUCGGGGGACAGCUGCCGUAACGUCCACUGAAGACCAGGAGGAGGAGGAGGAAGACGCCGUAGGGAGGAGGGUGGGGUCGGUUUGUCUCGACUUCCAGUAUGAAGACACCGUUCUGAGGGGAAAACUGGCUAAACGUAAAGAGCGCUGGCUCUUUUAGUUCCAUUCAGCUGCUCCGGGUUCAGGGUCCAGAUGUUGUGCAAAACAGUCACAACUUAUUUAAAUAAUUUGCUCUUUUCACGAUGAUGUCUACAAAAUGUGUGUUCAGUGAGUGUAAAGCCACAGCUAGCAGUUAGCUUAGCAUAAAGACUGGAAACUGCUAGCCUGGCUGUGUGGGGUACAACUGUGAUUUGUAGUUUUUAUACUUUGAUUUAAUUAUAUUUCUACCAGCUGUACUGUUUUAUUUUCUUUUUUUUACAACAAGUUAUAAAAGGUUGUUUUCCUGAGCUGUGCUCACGUGUCUGAACCUUUCAGAGAGUUUAUUCUAGUUUAUGUUUGAAGCUCUCGUCCGUACUGUGAUGUGUUUCUGUGUAAACUGCAAAAUGAACCAGUCGAGGCGUCAAAACGUCGUCAGUCACAGAAACACGAGGGACUUUUGUUCUUGAACGACACUCAGCCAAAGGUUUCGAUCGUCCGUCUCUGCUCCAAUUAUGUUUUUGCUGAAUGUGUUUUCUCUCUGUUCCAUUUACACCUGAGACCAGCGGCUAGUUAGCUUAGCACAACACGUACCUGAAGCAGCUAAACUGGCUCUGUUAUAACACGUACACAAACAUCUACAUUAUUUAAUUACUUCAGACACUGAAGUGUUAAAAUGAGUUUUGCUUUCCUGCUAAGCGACGUUGUCCUCAAACUUGUGGCAACAUUUUCCAAAUGUUUUGUUUGAGUUUUGUUUUCUGACCCAGUUUGUGCCUUUAGAUUUAGAGAAUGGACUUUUUUUUUGUUUGUUUAGAAACGAUUUAAACCCUGAUGCUUGUUUGUUGUCGCUGUGAGAAUGAAUUCUGACUUUUGCCUUUUAUACGUUUUAAGAUGUGUUACCUAAAUGUGAGUAAUCUACCAAGGGAACUUUUUUUGCACGAUGACAUGUGAAAUGAACGCCUUAAAUCCCGUGUGCCUUGUGUUUGCACUGACCAGGUCAGUCCAUGCGAAUGAAUUUGCACUGUGUUGAAAGUGAUUAAAGAAAAUCAAAAGAAGC
Messenger RNA from Mugil cephalus (flathead mullet), 3188 nucleotides. It is a transcript of the gene gnsb, whose product is annotated as glucosamine (N-acetyl)-6-sulfatase (Sanfilippo disease IIID), b. NCBI's taxonomy places the organism in Eukaryota, Metazoa, Chordata, Actinopteri, Mugiliformes, Mugilidae. Gene Ontology annotation, biological process: glycosaminoglycan metabolic process. The coding region runs from base 482 to 2029 and encodes 515 amino acids. Gene Ontology annotation, molecular function: glycosaminoglycan binding; N-acetylglucosamine-6-sulfatase activity. The transcript is spliced from 14 exons. The record is from RefSeq and is a predicted model, not a curated record.